Molecule: messenger RNA, 3041 nt
Organism: Nymphaea colorata (pocket water lily)
Lineage: Eukaryota; Viridiplantae; Streptophyta; Magnoliopsida; Nymphaeales; Nymphaeaceae
Product: beta-galactosidase 1-like
Exons: 19
Coding region: 148-2649 (833 amino acids)
Biological process (GO): carbohydrate metabolic process
Cellular component (GO): cell wall; vacuole
Molecular function (GO): beta-galactosidase activity; carbohydrate binding
Source: RefSeq, a predicted model, not a curated record
ACAAGCUUCAAGGGAGGGAGAGGAGACGAGAGAGAGAAAGAAAAGGGAGGGAAUAGUUGGGAAGGGAGAAGAGAAAGGAAGAAAAGAGAAGAAUCACUGUUGUGUUUUCUUCAACUUUCUCUCUUCUGAGUGAAGGAGAAGUGAAGAAUGUGGAGAAAGGAAGCCACCAUGUUAUCAUGGUUGUUCAUGUUGGCCACAUUAACAGGGGUUGUCUUGUCCUCUGUUACAUACGACCACACGUCGAUCAUCAUCAAUGGCCAGAGGAGAAUCCUCAUCUCUGGGUCCAUUCACUACCCAAGGAGCACCCCUGAGAUGUGGCCGGACCUGAUUCAGAAAGCCAAGGAUGGAGGUUUGGAUGUCAUCCAAACAUACGUUUUCUGGAAUGGCCAUGAGCCUUCUCCUGGAAGAUAUUAUUUUGAGGAAAGAUAUGAUCUUGUUCGGUUCAUAAAGCUGGUGCAGCAAGCCGGCCUUUAUGUUCAUCUGCGCAUUGGUCCUUAUGUUUGCGCCGAAUGGAAUUUUGGCGGGUUUCCAGUUUGGCUGAAAUAUGUACCUGGUAUCAGCUUUAGAACUAACAAUGAGCCUUUCAAGGCGGCAAUGAGGGGAUUCACUCAGAAAAUAGUUAACAUGAUGAAGGCUGAGAGACUGUUUCAAUCUCAAGGAGGGCCUAUCAUCCUGUCACAGAUUGAGAAUGAAUAUGGUCCCGAGGAAUGGGAGAUUGGGGCUCCUGGCAAGGCAUACACAGCUUGGGCUGCAAACAUGGCGGUCUCACUUGGUACAGGGGUUCCAUGGGUUAUGUGCAAGCAGGACGACGCCCCGGAUCCGAUUAUCAAUGCAUGCAAUGGUUAUUACUGCGACUACUUCACUCCCAACAAGCCAUACAAGCCCAAGAUGUGGACAGAAGCGUGGACUGGAUGGUAUACGGAGUUCGGUGGAGCAAUUCCCCAACGGCCUGCUGAAGACAUGGCAUUUGCUGUUGCCCGUUUCAUACAGAAAGGGGGUUCCUUUGUGAACUAUUACAUGUAUCAUGGUGGAACUAACUUUGGUCGAACUGCUGGUGGACCUUUCAUCGCGACUAGCUAUGACUAUGAUGCUCCUUUAGAUGAAUAUGGAAUGAUCAGGCAGCCAAAAUGGGGUCAUCUUAAAGAUCUACACAGGGCCAUAAAGCUAUGUGAACCAGCUUUGGUAUCUGGGGAUCCUGCUGUGGCUUCACUUGGGCACUAUCAAGAGUCUCAUGUGUUCACCUCAAGAACUGGGGCUUGUGCUGCUUUCCUUGCAAACUAUGAUCAACAAGCCACUGCCACAGUAACUUUCAGGAACAGACACUAUAAUCUCCCACCAUGGUCAAUCAGCAUUCUCCCUGAUUGUACAAAUGUAGUUUUUAACACGGCAAAGGUUGGUGUCCAAACUACAAGUCCACAGAUGGUUCCUGUAAGCAACCUUGGAUCAUGGGCAUCAUAUGAUGAGUCAGUUGCUUCAUACAGUGAUGAUCCAUUCACAGUUGUGGGGCUUUUAGAACAGAUAAAUGUUACAAGGGACGUUAGUGAUUACUUGUGGUACAUGACAGAUGUCAAUAUAAAUGGAAACGAACAAUUCCUCAAGAAUGGCAGAUAUCCAGUACUCACGGUUAUGUCAGCAGGUCAUGCAUUGCAUGCCUUCAUUAAUGGAAAACUUGCAGGUUCUGUAUAUGGCAGUCUAGAGAACCCAAAGCUAACACUUACUACCAGUGUGAAACUCUGGGCUGGAAGCAACAGAAUUGCACUUCUAAGUAUAGCAGUAGGCCUGCCGAAUGUAGGCAACCAUUUUGAGACCUGGAAUGCUGGUGUUCUUGGGCCAGUCCAGUUAAGCGGUCUUAAUGAAGGCAGAAGGGACUUGUCGUGGCAAAAAUGGUCGUACAAGGUUGGACUUAAAGGUGAAGCUCUGAGCCUUCACACUCUGAGUGGGAGUUCGUCUGUUGAGUGGCAAGGAUCAUACAUAGUUCGAAGCCAACCACUAACGUGGUACAAGUCAACAUUUAAUGCACCACCUGGAUCAGAUCCUGUGGCUCUAGAUAUGGCUAGUAUGGGAAAAGGUCAAAUAUGGGUAAAUGGCCAACAUGUGGGACGCUACUGGCCUGCAUACACUGCAAAAGGCAACUGUGGUGGUUGCAGCUAUGUUGGAACCUUCAAUGAGAACAAGUGCAGAACAGGUUGUGGCGGUCCUUCUCAGAGAUGGUAUCAUGUUCCUCGUUCUUGGUUACGUCCAAGUGGGAAUCUUCUGGUGAUCUUUGAGGAGUGGGGUGGUAAUCCUUCGGGAAUCACUGUGGUGAGGAGAACAGUAGGAAGUGCAUGCGCUGAUGUUUCAGAGUGGCAUCCAUCUCUUUGGCACAUUAAAUCACUUGGCAAGCCUGAAAUGCCAGAAAAACCAAAGGUUCAUAUCUCAUGCACAGAGGGACAGAAGAUUUCUUCCAUAAAGUUUGCUAGCUUUGGGACGCCUCAAGGAACAUGCGGAAGCUUCCAGCAAGGAGUUUGCCAUUCUACAUAUUCAUAUGAGGCCUUUAAGGAAUGCAUAGGGCAGAGGUGGUGCUCUGUUGUUGUCUCAAAAGAGACCUUCCGAGGGGAUCCAUGCCCAGGCAUCAUGAAGCGAGCAGCUGUUGAGGCCAUCUGCAAUUAAAAGUGUGCUGAAAUACAAUCACAAAUAUGGAGUAUAAGCAUCAGCAGUAGUAUGGAGUAUAGACACAGGAGUAAAUGGGUUCAGUCAUAUUUAGCUGAUACACGAACCCAAUAGUAAUGGUUGUUGUCACCUGUAUAGAUACCCAAAAUCAGGCCAUUAUUUCAGUAGAUUGGACAUUUUGCAAUAACAGCGGCAGACCAUUUAGCAAAAAAUUGCAAAUGGUUCGAUCAGUAGCAUCUUGCUGUAUGUGCUUUAGUUAUUGGAUACAACAAGCUUGUAGUGCAAAAAUUAAGAAUUCAGUGUGCAGGAGAGUUGCAUAUGUAAUCACAGUUUCUCCAAGUGUAAAAAUAUCAGUGUAUGAAAGUUAUAAUAGUAAAAGUUUGUACCAUUAA